Messenger RNA from Mytilinidion resinicola, 378 nucleotides. RefSeq lists its product as uncharacterized. Bases 106 to 303 code for a protein of 65 amino acids. The transcript has a single exon. Lineage: Eukaryota; Fungi; Ascomycota; Dothideomycetes; Mytilinidiales; Mytilinidiaceae. The record is from RefSeq and is a predicted model, not a curated record.
AAGCCUAAAGACUUUACCUCAACCUUGUUAUUGACUCAACAGUGUAAGAGUGGAAGCUUGUUCGAACAGAGACUUCAGCGUGAAGAGUGGCUUGGAAUCAUUCUAAUGGGAGGAGAAUGGCAAUGGCCUGGGAGGGAUGGCCUCUCUUAUUAUUAUGGUGAAAGCUCAUUAUUUGGGUUGAGCGGAACAGUCGUGUUGUUGAUUGACCAAGUUGGCAAGGUGAUGAAGAGGGUGGGUUUAUUUGGAACACAUGAGCCAAUUCCCCGAGAACUCACUGAGGAACGGUGGAUACGACUUGGAUGAGAAACAUGGAACGCCUUAAAGAACAGUCCCGGACUUUGCAGCGAGCUUUAUAUGAUCUGGCCUUCUUUAGAAUAA